AUGGCUCCCACCGAGGGCUUCAACGCCAUCUGCGUCAACACUGAAGAGUCUCAGAUGGAGUUCCUGGAGAUUGGGGGCAGUGAAUCUCUGCGUUCAUACUGGAAGAUGUACCUGCCCAAAGUGCUGUUGCUAAUCUAUGUCGUGGACUCGGCUGAUCAUGCCCGACUGCCUGUGGCGAAGCAGCUGCUUCAUCAACUGAUCCAGAACAACUCCACCCUGCCGGUGGUGGUUCUGGCCAACAAGCAGGUAAGAGACCUGGAAGGUGCAUAUUGCAUCACUGACAUCCAUGAUGCUCUGGCACUGUCUGAUAUUGGGGACGAGAGAAAGAUGUUCUUGAUUGGUACCCACGUGGCAGAGGACGGCUCCGAGAUCUCCUCCAGCAUCAAGGAUGCCAAGGAGCUGAUAGCGCAGCUGGUUCUGGAAGCACAGAUACAAGAACUUGCAGAACCCAAGAAAGCGGCUCGUGCAAACGAUCCCAGGCUUGUAUGGGGAAACCAAGAGACGAUCUGGACCCUCUCGCGGGGUGCUGUGACAACUCAACCAUCCCCAAGAACAAUGGCACUGUCCAAGCCCAAGCAAGAUUUUGGCAAGCACCAGUGCAGGUCAGUGGUCUCUGGAUGGGAAUCAGUGACCUGGGACCGUCCCCCGCUAGUGGAUUUUGGCUUCCCUUCUGAUCGGCUGCUGAAGUUGUCUGAACCUAAAAAAUUACAGGCUGCUUACCUGCAGCAAAGACCUCGCCAGUCCCCUGAGUGGCCUGUGUCGCCAGCUGCACUGAGCUAUAAGGCCUCCCCGCGGAUCCUGGAGCUUGCCCGGCCAAAGGUGCUGCACGCAGAGUUCCUGAUGGCCAGAGAGGUGCCAACACAGGUUACAAAUGUUGCAGCCUUGGCCAGAGCAUCCUCGCGGUUGCAGUGUCUCGCAGAGCCCCGCGUCAGGAAGGUGACCUGCUGCUAUGAGCACAGCUUUCUGGAAUCCGUCAUCCGUCCGGUUUCCAAGUUUGCUCAAGAGGCAAUUGCAAGCCCUCGGACCCUGGAGCUGGCUAGGGUAAAAAGAUUGCAUCCUGACUAUGUGCCCUCACGGGAUGCUGAGUGGCCAGUGACAAAGGCUGCAAAGCACGCAGUGGCCACACCAAGGCUUGUGGAACUGGCCCAGCCUUGCAAAAGGCCUUCUAUGGGCUCGGUUCAAUUCAACCCAGAUGCUUUCACAGUGAAGGAGACUGCUAAGAAGGCAAUUUGUUCUGCUCGGAUCCAAGAACUGGCCCGUCCGAUUAAGCGCUGA
This is a messenger RNA of Charadrius vociferus (killdeer), 1275 nucleotides long. RefSeq names its product testicular haploid expressed gene protein-like. NCBI's taxonomy places the organism in Eukaryota, Metazoa, Chordata, Aves, Charadriiformes, Charadriidae. The transcript is spliced from 10 exons. Gene Ontology annotation, molecular function: GTP binding; GTPase activity. Bases 1 to 1275 code for a protein of 424 amino acids. The record is from RefSeq and is a predicted model, not a curated record.